CGACCCUCAAAAGACAGGCAACAUGGCAAGCCGUCCAGAGCGCUGCGCCUUGGUCCUCCGCUACGAGAGUCAGCGCCGCGAACUCGCGGUCGGCCUCGACACGACGCUCCUCGACGUGCGCAUCCUUGCCGCGCACCUCUUUGAGCUCGCGCUGCCCACGAGCAGCAAGGAGCUGCCAUGGGACCUCACGUACGUCGACAACGAAGGCGACGUUGUGCAUUUGACCAACGACAUGGAGCUCCAAGAAGCGUUUACGAUGCCCGCGCUCACGAUCACGGUCCAGGCGAAGCGCAACCUGCUCGAAUCGACCAUCAACCAGCACGUGCUUCCUGCCGUGCAGUCGUCGUUGGCAAGUAUGGCCGACUGGUUCACGCAACUCACGCCCGAGCAUACGACGCCACGCCGGCCAAGCCGCGCCGAGUCGGAGACCGAGUCCGAGUCAGACGACGACGAUGCGUUCUAAGUCGGUUUGCACCCGACACCUCUAGCAUGUUUGUUUUCGAGAUGCAUUAUUACCGUCUUAUGUACUGCA
Saprolegnia parasitica CBS 223.65 is the source of this 532-nucleotide messenger RNA. RefSeq lists its product as hypothetical. Bases 23 to 463 code for a protein of 146 amino acids. The transcript has a single exon. Lineage: Eukaryota; Oomycota; Saprolegniomycetes; Saprolegniales; Saprolegniaceae. Gene Ontology annotation, molecular function: protein binding. The record is from RefSeq and is a predicted model, not a curated record.